Molecule: messenger RNA, 177 nt
Organism: Strongylus vulgaris
Lineage: Eukaryota; Metazoa; Nematoda; Chromadorea; Rhabditida; Strongylidae
Source: the annotation of a GenBank genome assembly
AUGUCUACAAAAGAGUACUUUGUUCCAUCGGAAGAGGUUAUGACCUCUAUUGUCCUGCCCACGAUAGUAUUCUGUAUCGGUAUGGUAGUAGCAAUGCUGGUUGGCAUCAAUAAAUAUGCGACGAACCCGACGGGUGGUGCAACGGAUAACCGCACGAUUGAGAGAGAAGAAUUUUAA